Cucurbita pepo subsp. pepo (vegetable marrow) is the source of this 1039-nucleotide messenger RNA. Its product is annotated as stem-specific protein TSJT1. The record is from RefSeq and is a predicted model, not a curated record. Lineage: Eukaryota; Viridiplantae; Streptophyta; Magnoliopsida; Cucurbitales; Cucurbitaceae.
CCAAAUCCCUCUUCUCCUCCAUCAGUUCUCUACAAAUCCCAUUUCAACCAGUUUGUUCGUUUUCAGUAAAGCGAAGAUCUGCGACUGAAGAUGUUGGCCAUUUUUGACGCCCAGUCGGUUCAGCCACCGCCGGAGCUUCACAGUCCGGCGUCCCAUCGCCUUCCGACGGUGAAGCCUAAGCUUCCUCGGGAAAUUCUGAACCAUUUCAUCACUUCUUCGUCUCGUUCUUGUGGAGCUCUCUCCAUGUCUUUUGAAAAUGCAGCGUUCCUUGCGUUUGAUCCAUCUGCUUCUCGAUCUACUAACCAUCAAUCGUUAUUUUGCGGGUUGGAUGAAAUGUACUGUAUGUUCAAGGGGAGCUUGAACAACUUGAGCUGCUUGAACAAGCAGUACGGGCUAUCAAAAGCUACAAACGAAGCCAUGUUUGUGAUUGAAGCUUAUCGGACCCUCCGGGACCGUGGCCCCUACCCGGCCGAUCAGGUUCUUAAAGAACUCGAAGGCAACUUCGCCUUUGUGGUUUUUGACCGCAAGGCCGGCUCUGUAUUUGCAGCUCUGGAUGCAAAUGAAGGGAUCAAUCUGUAUUGGGGCACUGCUGCUGAUGGCUCUCUCGUAAUUUCGGAUGACUUGGAGGUCAUUAAAGCUAGUUGUGCCAAGUCAUUUGCCCCAUUUCCACCUGGAUGUAUGUUCCACAGUGAAAGAGGGCUAAUGAGUUUUGAGCAUCCAACGAAGAAGAUGAAGGCAAUGCCAAGAAUUGACAGUGAGGGGGUGAUGUGUGGGGCCAACUUUAAGGUUGAUGCCCAAUCAAGGGUUCACAGUAUGCCACGUGUUGGAAGUGAAGCCAACUGGGCAACCUGGGGUUCACAUGCCUGAAUUCACAGUUCCAACUCGUUUUAUUGUUUCUUUUUACUAAUUUCUGGUUUUAAAAUUCGUAGUUUGUUUAUGUUUCGGUCUGUGUACAUAUUUCGCUUCCGGAAGGUUUAUUCAGACUUCAGAGCUAUGUGCUAAGUUUCAAUUAAUGAAAAAGGAAAAGUUUAUCACUUUA